Messenger RNA from Danio rerio (zebrafish), 4378 nucleotides. NCBI's taxonomy places the organism in Eukaryota, Metazoa, Chordata, Actinopteri, Cypriniformes, Danionidae. The record is from RefSeq and is a predicted model, not a curated record.
AGGAUCAGCUGCCCGCAGGUUUCCCCACCAUAGACAUGGGCCCUCAGCUGAAGGUGGUGGAGCGCACCCGUACCGCCACCAUGCUCUGUGCUGCUAGUGGGAACCCUGAUCCUGACAUCUCCUGGUUCAAAGACUUCCUCCCAGUCAACACCAGUAACAACGGCCGCAUCAAGCAGCUCCGAUCAGAGUCCUUUGGUGGUACGCCAAUAAGAGGAGCGCUGCAAAUCGAACAAAGCGAGGAGUCGGACCAAGGGAAGUACGAAUGUGUCGCGACCAACAACGACGGCACACGUUAUUCCGCUCCUGCCAACCUGUAUGUCAGAGAGCUGCGAGAAGUGAGACGGGUUCCGCCCCGGUUCUCCAUUCCCCCAACGGAUAAUGAAAUCAUGCCUGGUGGCAGUGUAAACAUCACCUGUGUGGCCGUCGGGUCACCCAUGCCCUAUGUUAAAUGGAUGCUGGGGUCAGAGGAUUUGACCCCUGAGGAUGACAUGCCCAUUGGGAGAAACGUGCUGGAACUCACUGACGUGCGGCAGUCAGCCAAUUACACGUGUGUCGCCAUGUCAACGCUGGGCGUUAUAGAGGCGGUCGCACAGAUUACGGUCAAAGCUUUACCGAAGCCACCAGGUGUUCCCCAGGUAACCGAACGCACGGCAACAAGCAUCACGCUCACAUGGGAUUCUGGAAAUCCCGAACCUGUUUCGUACUACAUCAUCCAGCACAAGCCCAAAAACUCUGAGGACUCUUUUAAAGAGAUUGAUGGAGUUGCUACCACUCGAUACAGCGUGGGCGGGCUGAGUCCUUACUCUGACUACCAAUUUAGAGUAGUCGCCGUAAAUAACAUUGGACGCGGGCCUCCCAGCGAAGACAUUGAGGCCAAAACUGCGGAGCAAGCGCCAAGUACCGCCCCACGACAAGUCCGAGGGCGCAUGCUAAGUGCCACUACUGCUAUCAUACACUGGGACGAACCCGAGGAGGCCAACGGCCAGAUUACAGGCUACAGGGUUUACUACACCACCGAUCCCAGCCAGCACGUCAACCAAUGGGAGAAACAGAUUGUAAGGACCUCCAAUUUUCUCACCAUUCCCGGUCUGACGCCCAAUAAGACUUACUACAUCAAGGUCCUGGCCUUCACCUCUGUAGGGGACGGACCGCUCUCAUCAGAUCUGCAGAUCAUAGCCAAAACUGGAGUGCCCUCUCAACCAACCGAUUUCAAGGGUGAAGCCAAAUCCGAGACAAGCAUUUUGCUAUCGUGGAACCCCCCAACUCAGACAGGCCAGGACAAUCAGAUCAUCGGAUAUGAGCUUCUCUAUAAGAAAGGAGAUGACAAAGAGGAGAAACGUGUUAGCUUUGAGCCCACCACGACCUAUUUACUCAAAGAGCUGAAGCCAUUCACUACCUACAUGUUUCAGCUGGCUGCUCGCAGCAAACACGGCAUCGGCGCGUACACCAACGAGAUCUCGGCCGAAACGCCUCAGACACAGCCCUCAGCCCCGCCCCAGGAAGUCAAGUGCACUAGUCACAGUUCUACCAGCAUUCUGGUAAGUUGGAAACCGCCCCCUGUUGAGCUUCAGAACGGAAUCAUGACCAAAUACACCAUCCAAUAUGCUGCGACCGAAGGAGACGAUACCUCCAUGCGACAAGUGUCAGACAUACCGCCGGAAAAGUACCACUAUCUCUUGGAGAACCUGGAGAAAUGGACGGAAUACAGAGUGACCGUGAACGCCCACACAGAAGCAGGAGAAGGCCCUGAGAGUUUACCUCAGCUAAUUCGUACGGAGGAGGAUGUGCCCAGUGGCCCUCCUCGUAAAGUCGAGGUGGAGGCUGUCAACUCCACGUCUGUUAAAGUGCUGUGGCGGUCGCCGGUGCCGAGCCGACAGCACGGACAGAUCCGCGGCUACCAGGUGCACUAUGUCAGGAUGGUUAAUGGAGAACCCGUCGGGCACCCGGUCAUCAAGGAUAUCCUGAUGGAUGAUGCUCAGUGGGAAUAUGAUGAUUCAGCUGAACAUGAGCUGGUUCUGUCAGACUUGCAUGCUGAGACCACGUAUUCGGUCACGGUUGCGGCGUACACGACUAAAGGCGAUGGGGCGCGCAGCAAACCCAAGCUGGUCACCACCACCGGAGCCGUUCCCGAAAAGCCUCGUCUGAUGGUGAGUCCCACGAACAUGGGCACAGCUCUCCUGCAGUGGCACCCGCCGCCCAACACCUUCGGCCCGCUGCAGGGCUACCGGCUGCGCUUCGGCCGCAAGGACGUGGAGCCGCUGACCGUCAUCGAGUUCUCUGAGCGGGAAAACCACUACACCACCAAGGAAAUCCACAAGGGGGCGUCCUACACCUUCCGCCUCUCCGCCCGAAACAAAGUGGGCUUCGGGGAGGAGACAGUGAAGGAGAUCAGCACCCCUGAGGACACGCCGGCUGGGUACCCGCAGGGUAUCGUAGCCGAAAGCAGCACCACCACCACCAUCCAAGUCAGCUGGCAGCCGGUGGCGCUAGCCGAACGCAAUGGAGCCGUGGUCAAAUACGCCCUUCAAUACAAAGACAUCAACAGCCCGCGCAGCCCCUCGGAACUGUUCAUCACCGCGCCCGAAUCCACCGUCACGCUAGACGGCCUAAAAGCAGACACCACAUACGAUAUUAAAAUGUGUGCCUUCACCAGUAAGGGUCCCGGGCCCUACAGUCCCAGCGUCCAGUUCAGAACGCAGCCUGUCAAUCAAGCAGUGUUCGCAAAAAAUUUCCACGUGAGAGCAGCCAUGAAGACCUCGGUGCUGCUGACGUGGGAGAUUCCCGAAAACUACAACCCCGCGCAGCCCUUCACGAUCCUGUAUGAUAACGGUCAGAGCGUGGAGGUGGACGGGAAGCUGACGCAGAAGCUGAUUGUUAACCUGCAGCCGGAGACGCAGUACUCAUUCCUGCUCACCAACCGCGGGAACAGCGCCGGCGGUCUGCAGCACCGCGUCUCCACCAUGACGGCUCCAGAUAUUCUGCGCACCAAACCCUUCCUGAUCAGCAAGACCAAUGCAGACGGUAUGGUGACGGUGGAGCUGCCCGGCGUCCAGACGGCGGAGAGAGUUCGGGCUUACUACAUAGUGGUGGUGCCACUGAAGAAACAGCGGCCGGGGAAGUUCAUCAAACUGUGGGAGAAUCCGGACGAGAUGAAUCUGGAAGAGUUGUUGCGUGAGAUCAACCGCACGAGUGUGUCUCUGCGCUUCCGUCGUCACCUGGAGCUCAAACCGUACAUCGCCGCAUGUUUCCACGAGCUGCCGAACGAGUUCACGCUCGGAGACGCAAAGAUGUACGGAGAGUUCCAGAACAAGCAGCUGCUGAACGGACAGGAGUACGUCUUCUUCGUCCUGGCCGUGCUGGAGAUCUCCGACAGUAUGCUGUACGCUGCCAGCCCGUACUCAGACCCAGUGGUGUUCGCAGACAUCGACCCGCAGCCCAUCAUUGAUGAAGAGGAGGGUCUGAUCUGGGUUGUUGGACCGGUUCUGGCCGUCAUUUUCAUCAUCUGCAUCGUUAUCGCCAUCCUGCUGUACAAGAGCAGUCAGCCAGACAGGAAAAGGGCAGAGUCCGAGGCCAGGAAAGGCAGUUUGCCCAGCGGUAAAGAGAUGCCGUCCCAUCAUCCCACCGACCCCGUGGAGUUACGCAGACUCAACUUCCAGACCCCCGGUUCAGCCACAUCGGUUUACCCCAGUAACCUCCAUUUGUCAAGGAUGGCCAGUCACCCUCCAAUCCCAGUCAUGGAGCUGGCCGAUCACAUCGAGCGCCUGAAAGCUAACGACAACUUGAAGUUUUCACAGGAAUAUGAGUCCAUCGACCCCGGGCAGCAGUUCACAUGGGAGCAUUCAAACCUGGAGGUCAACAAACCAAAGAACAGAUACGCUAACGUCAUCGCAUACGACCACUCACGCGUCCUGCUGUCUGCCAUCGACGGUAUUCCCGGCAGCGAUUACAUCAACUCCAACUACAUCGACGGCUACCGGAAGCAGAACGCCUACAUCGCCACUCAAGGAGCGCUGCCCGAGACCUUCGGAGACUUCUGGAGGAUGAUCUGGGAACAGCGGAGUGCAAACAUCGUCAUGAUGACCCGACUGGAGGAGCGGUCCAGGGUGAAGUGUGACCAGUAUUGGCCCAACAGAGGAACAGAGACGUACGGCCUCAUCCAGGUGACGCUGCUGGACACAGUGGAGCUCGCCACAUACUGCGUCCGCACGUUUGCACUUUAUAAGAAUGGCUCCAGUGAGAAGCGUGAGGUCCGUCAGUUCCAGUUCACGGCGUGGCCGGAUCACGGCGUCCCGGAGCACCCGACUCCAUUCCUGGCCUUCCUGCGCAGAGUCAAAUCCUGUAACCCGCCGGACGCCGGGCCCAUGGUGGUGCACUGCAG